Strongylus vulgaris is the source of this 507-nucleotide messenger RNA. NCBI's taxonomy places the organism in Eukaryota, Metazoa, Nematoda, Chromadorea, Rhabditida, Strongylidae. The record is from the annotation of a GenBank genome assembly.
AUGGCUCAAAGUAUCUCAUCAAAUGAAACAGUUGCCGAUGGUGAUGAAGCUCCGAAAAAGUUAUCUAAAGCUGAGAAAAAGGCUCUAUACAAACCAGAAUACGCGGAACCGCAUGCCACGAGGAGAAAAGUUUUAAAGGAUGUAUUCCUCAAUGAAAAGAACGAAGUUCUGAAAGAUGAGCUCAUUCAAUCAAUUCUUUAUGCAAUUUACGAAAGCGAUGACAACCCUUAUGAUAGCAUGCUUCAACUUCACAAAAUUUGUCCUGAUUAUGCUUCAGUUAAGCCAAAAUCCCUUGCCGGGCUGACGGUUACCUAUCUACGAUCUUGGAUCUCCAAACUGGAUGAUCCGCUUGCUUUAUUUGAAAGAUGCGUUACUCAGGAGCUACAGAUUGAUGCUUUUCGAAUAGCUACAGCAAAGCAUACAGGAAAUCUUAAGCUAUUCAAGGAAGUGUUUUGUCUUGACGACCCGAAAGCUCUACCUAUCUUUUACAAUCAAAUUGCUGGUUGA